AUGGCAGAUAUUGCUUUUACACAAAAUGACUUUAAGGGUUGGAAUAAGACUUUGGAGAGAUUCGGAAAUCAUAUUGGAGAGGUUAAUAGCAUUUACAACAAGUGUGUCAACAUGAUGAUUGACUUGAUGAAUCAAUCACAAUCAAUUCGCAUAUCUUUUGACAAGCAUUCCGAGAAAGAAAAAAUUGAAUCUCGUCGUCGCUUGAGUGCUUCAAUUGAUGUAGUAAGGUUUCUUUUGAGAUUGGGAUUGUCAUUUUGUGGUCAUGAUGAAAGUGUAUCAUCUACAAAUAGAGAUAUUGUUGAUGUUUGUGCAAAAGAAACAAUCAAGGUUAUCAUGGAAGACUUAGAUGGUGAUUAUUUCAGGAUACUAGUUGAUGAAUCAACAGAUAUAUCACAUAAGGAGCAAAUGGCUCUUGUUCUGCGAUAUGUUGACAAAAAAUGUGAAGUGAUAGGACGAUUUGUUGGUGUUGUCCAUAUUAGUGAUACCUCUGCACGGUCAUUGGAGGAGUCAAUCUAUUCUUUUCUUUUAGAUCACUCACUAAGUCCGUACAAAAUUUGUGGACAAGGUUAUGAUGGUGCAAUUACUAAUGUGUUGAAUAUUUUUGGAGCAUCUUAUAAGUACAGGAAUUUGCUCAGACAACAUCAAGCUGCAAAGUUAGAGGAAUUGAUCAUUUCUGGUGAAGUGCACACAGGACGGGAACUAAAUCAAGAAUGCGGACUUCAAUGGCCAUGUGAUACUCGUUGGGGUUCUCACUGGAAGACAUUAGAGAACUUCAUUAACAUAUUUUCAUCAAUUCUUUAUAUGCUUGGAUUUGCUUUACGUGAGUGCCCAAAUUAUCUUGAUAGACUUAUAGCUGAAACUCUUGAGAAUACGAUUAAGGAGUUUGAUUUUGCUUUUAUGUUACACUUGAUGUUGAAAGUUCUAAUGAUAGCAAAUCAUUUGAACUCCUUAUUACAAAAGAUGGAUCAAGAUAUUUUCAAUGAUCUGAAACUACUCAAUACUGCAAAGCAAGAGUUGCAAAGGACGAGAGAUAGUGGAUGGAGAUCAUUACUAGAUGAUGUCUUUUUUUUGUGA
Capsicum annuum is the source of this 1074-nucleotide messenger RNA. RefSeq lists its product as uncharacterized. The transcript has 3 exons. The record is from RefSeq and is a predicted model, not a curated record. Bases 1 to 1074 code for a protein of 357 amino acids. Lineage: Eukaryota; Viridiplantae; Streptophyta; Magnoliopsida; Solanales; Solanaceae.